This is a messenger RNA of Lolium perenne, 3200 nucleotides long. RefSeq names its product ATP-dependent DNA helicase Q-like 5. Gene Ontology annotation, molecular function: four-way junction helicase activity; ATP binding; 3'-5' DNA helicase activity. The record is from RefSeq and is a predicted model, not a curated record. Gene Ontology annotation, biological process: double-strand break repair via homologous recombination. Gene Ontology annotation, cellular component: chromosome; nucleus; cytoplasm. Lineage: Eukaryota; Viridiplantae; Streptophyta; Magnoliopsida; Poales; Poaceae.
CUCAAAAUCUCCCCCCAAUUCCUCAACUCUGCUCUCCGCCGGACCGACCGCCCCGCACCACCAAUUCGGCCAUGGCUCCGCCUCUACCAGCAAUGUACUCCUCGCUCCACGCCGCCGACUCCGAUUCCGACGGCUCCCUCCUCUCCGACGUACCCGACUCCCCGCCUCGCCGCUGCUCGCCACCCCGGCCGCCACCGCCCAAACACCGUCCCACGCCAAAUCCAACCACAAAACUCAAGCGCAAGCCCAAACCCAAACCUAAGCCCAAGCCAGUACCCUCCUCUACCUCCACCCCCACCUCCGCCACCGCGCCUCCAAUCCGCGCCGCCGCCCUCUCUGACCCGCACGGCCUCACCGGGCGCAUCGCUCCCACGGCGUCCGCGCUCACAGCCAACGCCGGCGCAGCCUCCUUCUCCUCAUUCCGCCGCCUCGUCCAGUCGCGCAACCUCACCGUCGAACCCGCCGCCGCAUUCACCAUCCCUACCCCUGCCCCCGCCUCCCCGUCCGAGCCCGAGCCCGCGGAGAUACCAAGCGCCGAGCCGUGCCCGCCCCCGGCAGCCACCUACCCGCUGCCGCAGCUCAGGCCCAAGCGGGUGCACCCCAACUCGGUGUCGGAGGCCCCCACGGUCGCGGCCGAGCAGCCGAAGAGACCCAGAGGGGACAGCGCAGGCAACUUCGUUCGGCUCAACAUCAACGGGUACGGCCGGAAGAAAUCGUUCAAGUCGCAGGCAAGGCGCCCGACGAAAUUCCGCUCCUGGAAGCGGCAGCAGCCCGGCGGUGGCAAGCCCCGGGUAGGCGCCGACGAGGAAGGGGAUUUCGUGGCUGAGGCGCUGCUCGAGCGGGAGAAGAAUGGGGCGGGAGGAGGCGACGGUGUUCUCGAGGCUGUUGAGGUAGCCAGGGAGGACCCGUCCGAGCAGAAUCUUGACAGCUUGCUCAGGAAGGUGUUUGGCUAUGAUUCAUUCCGCGUAGGUCAGCUUCAGGCGAUCCAGAAUAUAAUUGCAGGAGAGUCUACGGUGCUUGUGCUGCCGACUGGCGCGGGCAAGUCACUGUGCUAUCAGUUGCCCGCUAUGAUUUUGCCUGGACUGACACUGGUGGUGAGCCCACUGCUUUCCUUGAUGGUGGAUCAGUUGAGGAAGCUCCCUGCAUUUCUCCCAGGAGGCCUUCUUGGGAGUAGUCAGACGAGCGAUGAGUUUCAUGAAACAUUGCGAAGGUUGCGUGCAGGGGAAAUAAAGGUUCUUUUUGUUUCCCCUGAGAGAUUCUUGAAUGAAGAAUUUCUGCUGAUAUUCCGGGACACGCUGCCAAUAUCUCUUGUGGUGAUCGAUGAAGCUCAUUGCAUUUCUGAAUGGUCUCAUAAUUUUAGACCUUCAUAUCUAAGGCUUCGAGCAUCACUACUUCGGAGAAAGCUUAAUAUUCAAUGUAUUCUUGCAAUGACUGCAACUGCAACAACGCAAACCUUGCAGGAGAUAGUAAGUGCCUUAGAAAUACCAUCUGGUAAUCUCAUCCAAACAUCUCAAAUAAGGGAAAAUUUACAGCUAUCUAUUAGCAUGAGUGAUAACAGGUUGAAGGAUUUAUUGUUGUUAUUAAAGUCUCCCCCUUUUGUUGACAUGAGAAGUAUUAUCGUCUAUUGUAAAUUUCAGACAGAAACAGACUUUGUUUGUAAGCACUUGUGUGAUAACAACAUUACUGCCAAGAGCUACCAUAGUGGACUUCUGAUGAAAAAGAGGAGCCGUGUACAGGAGCUUUUUUGCUCUAACAAAAUAAGAGUGGUUGUUGCAACUGUGGCAUUUGGCAUGGGUCUUGAUAAGAGUGACGUCGAAGGGGUGAUCCACUAUAGGUUGCCGGAAAGCAUGGAAGAAUACAUACAGGAAACUGGCCGUGCUGGAAGGGAUGGACGGGUAUCACACUGUCAUCUUCUUUUUGAUUCAACAACAUUCUAUAAGAUUCGUAGUCUUUCACACAGUGAUGGCAUUGAUGAAUAUGCAAUGAGCAAAUUUCUUCACCAGUUAUUCUCCUCUGGCACAGGGUGCAUCUGUUCCUUGGUUAAAGAGUCUACAUCACGCAAGUUCGAUAUGAAAGAAGAGGUGCUUUUGACGGUCCUCACACAGCUGGAAAUUGGCGACGAGCAAUAUCUCCAUUUACUUCCUCAGUUCAGUGUUACCUGCACAUUGUAUUUUCACAAGACAUCACCGCAAUUGCUCGCUGACAAGGAUAUACUACUUAGAUCAAUUCUAAAAAAUUCAGAGAUGAAGGAUGGAAGUUAUGUCUUCGAAGUACCAAGAAUAGCUAACAAUAUGAGGAUCACAAUGAAUGAAGUGUUUGAUCGAUUGCAAAAGCUAAAGUUUUCAGGAGAACUAUCAUAUGAAGUGAAAGACCCAGCCUACUGUUACAUGAUCUUGAAAAGGCCAGAUGACUUAAAUGCUCUUUCAGAAAAAGUCACAAAAUGGCUUUCUGAAGUAGAGAACUCAAAGAUCAGAAAACUGGACGCUAUGUUUUGUCUUGCGAACUAUGCCGUCAAAAGUUGCAAAAGGACCAGUGGGUGUUCUGGUUCCCAGCACACUCCGUGCAUUCAGAAGAGGAUUAUAGACUACUUCAGCAGAACUGAAGGCCCGUCAGACGAUGACUACUGUACUCCGCUCCGCAAGAGCAGCACGUUCUUGCAAUCCGAUAUAAAAGUAUUCCUCCAGAGCAAUUCGUUUGCAAAGUUCACCCCGAGGGCGGUCGCGAGGAUUAUGCACGGCAUCUCGAGCCCAGCGUUUCCAGCUGCAACUUGGUCCAAAAACCACUUCUGGGGACGCUAUAUGGAGGUUGAGUUUCCAUUGGUCAUAGAAGCUGCCAGAGCAGAGCUAGUUAAAUUUGUUGGAAAAGGAGAAUAGUACUACAAGCUGGCAAUCGGAUGGCUUGCCAGGCUACCAUGCACGUAGGAAUGAAAUUGAAGAAACCAAGAAUCUGAUAGAAAGUUAACUACAGAAGAGACGCUUGGGAGAGUGUGUUGGCAAGCAUUCUCAUGCAGAGGGAACACCAGCCUGGUGAUUGUGAAGCAUCUAUUCAAGCAAUGCUUUGCCUUCCAGUGAAGCUGUCUACAUGCGUUUUCGCUGUCUUAAGACGCACGCUGAUGAAGGAAACGAAUAAACGAUGAUGCAAACUGAUGUUCCCUCUUCGGGAGCAAAAACAUUAUUUGCAAUGUAAAGAAAUAUUAGUCA